GUUGCACCUCGGAACAAGUAGCAUGCUUUAUUUUUUCAAAAAGCAAACUAAAAUUCCAUUCUCUUGAAAGGAAGGAAGCACGAGACGACGGAGUGACGACAACCAAGGUGCAGCCGACGAGAUCGCACUCUUCUUCUUUUUCCUACUCGCCGAUCGUCAAUCUCGGUCCGAACUCAGUGGAUUAACUCACUCUUAUCAUCUCGCCUCAACCGCCCUGAAUCGCGAUCCAGCUUCAUCUUCCUCAGAUGGAAUAUACAGAUGAGUGCUGCUCAACCCACCUCAUUGAUGGGGAUGGUACGUUCAAUGUUGAUGGAGUUGAAAAUUUCAUGAGGAAGGUUAAACUGGCCGAAUGUGGACUUUCAUACGCUGUUGUAUCAAUUAUGGGCCCACAAAGUAGCGGAAAGAGCACACUGUUAAAUCAUCUUUUUCAUACGAACUUUAGAGAGAUGGAUGCUUAUAAAGGAAGGUCACAAACCACAAAAGGUAUUUGGAUGGCUCGAUGUGUUGGAAUUGAACCCUGCACAAUUGUAAUGGAUUUAGAGGGCACAGAUGGAAGAGAGAGAGGAGAGGAUGACACGGCAUUUGAGAAGCAGAGUGCCUUGUUUGCCCUUGCUGUUUCCGAUAUAGUUUUAAUAAAUAUGUGGUGUCAUGAUAUUGGUCGUGAGCAAGCUGCGAAUAAGCCUCUGUUGAAAACUGUUUUCCAGGUGAUGAUGCGAUUAUUUAGUCCGCGUAAAACAACAUUAAUGUUCGUUAUCCGUGACAAAACAAGGACACCCCUUGAAAAUUUGGAGCCUGUUUUAAGGGAAGAUAUUCAGAAGAUCUGGGAUUCAGUUCCAAAGCCGGAAGCUCACAAAGAAACUCCUCUUAGUGAAUUUUUCAACGUCGAGGUUGUUGCUCUCUCUAGUUACGAGGAGAAAGAAGAGUUGUUCAAAGAGCAGGUGGCUAAUUUAAGACAACGAUUCUUUCACUCUAUUGCACCUGGUGGGCUUGCCGGAGAUAGGCGGGGAGUAGUACCAGCUUCUGGUUUUUCAUUUAGUUCACAACAGAUAUGGACAACUAUAAAGGAGAACAAAGAUCUUGACCUGCCUGCCCACAAGGUUAUGGUGGCUACUGUACGAUGUGAAGAAAUUGCAAAUGAAAAAUACUUCUCUUUUACUAAAAAUGAGGAAUGGUGUGAACUUAAUGAAGCAGUCCAGUCUCACACUGUGCCUGGAUUUGGGAAGAGGCUCAAUUCAAUCCUGGAAAAGUGUCUAACAGAGUAUGAGAGUGAGGUCAUAUAUUUUGAUGAAGGCGUGAGAUUGGCCAAGCGCAAGCAGUUGAAAGAUAAACUUCUGCAGCUUACACUACCUGCCUAUCAAUCUAUGCUUGCACACCUACGAUCUCAAACUUUAGAAAGUUUCAAAAAAGAUUUUGAUAGUGUGUUGAAUGGAGGAAAAGGCUUUGCUAUGGCUGCUCGUAGCUGCACUGAGUUGUCAAUGAAGGAGUUUGAUAAAGGAUGUGCCGAUGCUGUCAUUGCUCAAGCUAAUUGGGACUCAUCCAAAGUGAGGGAUAAGCUCAGGCGUGAUAUAGAUACACAUAUUGCAGAAGUUCGUGCUACUAAGCUUGCUGAACUUACAACAUUUUUUGAGACAAAACUAAACAAGGCACUAUCUGGAGUUGUUGAAACUCUUUUAGAUGAAGCUAAUGAUAAAACAUGGCCAGAAAUAAGAAGACUUCUUGCACGUGAGACCGAAGCUGCAAUAUCUGAUUUUUCUGUGGCACUUUCAAGCUUUGCUAUGGAUGAUGAAACCAGAGGUAAUAUGCUUUCGGCAUUAAGGGAUCAUGCAAGAGGAAUUGUAGAAACAAAGGCAAAAGAAGAAGCUGGAAGAGUUUUGAUCCGGAUGAAAGACAGGUUUACGACAUUAUUUAGCCAUGAUUCUGACUCAAUGCCCAGAGUUUGGACAGGGAAAGAGGACAUACGAGCAAUUACCAAAAAAGCCCGUUCAUCCUCUCUCAAGGUACUCUCAGUUAUGGCUGCUAUCCGUUUGGAGGAAGAAUCAGACAAUAUUGGGAAAACUCUUGCCCUUACUUUAAUAGAUCGCAAAUCGGGUAGUGCUGCGAACGAGAGUGACACUACAGUUGACCCUCUAGCCACAAGCUCUUGGGAUGAGGUUCCUCCUUCAAAAACUCUGAUAUCGCCCAUCGAGUGCAAAUCUCUAUGGAGGCAAUUUGAAAGGGAGACAGAGUUUACUGUGGCGCAAGCUAUUGCUGCUCAGGAAGCCAUCAAGAGAAGUAACAAUUGGUUACCACCUCCAUGGGCUAUUGUUGCCAUGGUUGUUUUAGGAUUCAAUGAAUUUAUGACACUCUUGAGGAAUCCUUUGUAUUUGGGCGUUAUAUUUGUCGCCUAUUUAAUUCUAAAGGCACUUUGGGUGCAACUAGACAUUUCGGGUGAAUUUCGCAACGGCGCUCUUCCUGGACUUAUCUCGUUAUCAAGUAAGUUCCUCCCUACAGUGAUGAACCUUCUCAAAAAGCUAGCUGAACAAGGGCAAGGUCAAACAACUGGUUCAUCCGAGGUCACCUCAGAAAAUGGAGAUGAACCCUCCUCAAGCCCCGCCGCUCCUCCUACUGAUAGGAAAACAAAGUGAAGUCAUCACCCCCUACCACACGUUUAUUAAUCACCCGGUGAUACACGUUCAAGUUCCUCUGCAUUCUGCCUCUAGUGGGACCCACAACAUGAACGGCCGCUUAUUAAACACCCUUCAAGAUUAACGACCGCCUCUAGUUUGAGCUGCCCACCCACCGCUGGGGGCAUAGCCUUAUGCCCCCACCCCCACCCCCACACGACCCCACCCCACCAAAGAAACCUAUGAUAUGUUGUUCAAGUUUUUGGUCCCAUUUUAGUUUUGUUUGUUUGUUUGUAUUUAAAGGGAUCUUUUUAUUUUUCCUGAUAUACGGAGUAUCUAUCUUCUUGUACUUCAGUUUUGUCUUGGCAAGAUUGCAAGAAGCAUUACAUUGUUGUCUGUAUUUUCAUAAAUAUAAGAUAUGGUAGUAAUAACUAACAGGCAGCUUU
Cuscuta campestris is the source of this 3049-nucleotide messenger RNA. NCBI's taxonomy places the organism in Eukaryota, Viridiplantae, Streptophyta, Magnoliopsida, Solanales, Convolvulaceae. The record is from the annotation of a GenBank genome assembly.